Neocloeon triangulifer is the source of this 1819-nucleotide messenger RNA. RefSeq lists its product as uncharacterized. The record is from RefSeq and is a predicted model, not a curated record. Bases 102 to 1772 code for a protein of 556 amino acids. The transcript has 7 exons. Gene Ontology annotation, molecular function: long-chain fatty acid-CoA ligase activity. Gene Ontology annotation, biological process: long-chain fatty acid metabolic process; fatty-acyl-CoA biosynthetic process. Lineage: Eukaryota; Metazoa; Arthropoda; Insecta; Ephemeroptera; Baetidae.
GUGCGAUCAGAAUCAGUCUCGAACUGGAUUCCAAGAAUCAACAGACAAUUUAAACAAACUUUUUUAAUUCAAUAGUUUUAUAUAUUUUUUUGGAAAAAAAAAUGUUUGCAGUGGGAAGGAGUAGCAAUACCUUGCGAUAUCAAAAAUUUUUUUGGAAAAGAAAUAUUUUCGACCAGGCGAGAAAGAUUUUUGCUUCGGAUAAUAUCAAUCCUAUACCGCCGGACACAAAUUUCGUCGAUUUUGUUUGGAAAGAUCAUCACAGAUGGGCGAGCAGAACUGCCGUUACGUGCGGCAUAAGUGGCCGCAGCUUGACGUACGGCCAGACCUUUGGAGCUUUCGAUCGACUGAGCGUGAAUCUGCCUGCCAAAUUGGGUUUGAAAAGUGGAGACGUCGUGGCUCUGCUUCUGCCUAACGUGCCCGAAUUCCCAAUCGCCUUUUUCGGUGCAGCCUCCGCCGGUCUGGUCGUCAGUCCGCUCAACCCUCUCUACACUCCAGACGAGCUGGCAAAGCUUUUCGCUUGUUCCAAAGCGAAAGCGGUGGUGACGAUUUCCUCUCUUUUGCCCAACGUGAAAUCAGCUUUUGAGAAAAAUCCCGGGGUUGGAAUGCCCGUGAUUUUGGUCGACGGUGCAGACACGGAAGACCAAAUCAGUCUCGAACGUUUGACCACCGAAAUCAUCAGGGGUGCUGAGAGGUUGGAAAAGCCUGGGCCCGAGUCUCUGAUCGCUUUGCCCUUUUCGAGUGGAACCACCGGUGUUCCCAAAGGGGUAGUUUUGAACCAUCUGAAUUUGGUCGCCAACGUGUGCGGAAUCAAUCACCGCGACUCCAUUCCCUUUUUUGAGACUGGCUCCACUAUUGCUGUGAUUCCGUUUUUCCACAUCUACGGAACGGUUAUUUUUAUGGGAAUGACGUUCAACCGUGGACACCAUUUAGUCACUCUACCCAAAUUUGAUCCUUUGACCUUCAACAACGCAAUCAAAACGUACAAGCCCACGUCGUUAUUUUUGGUGCCACCUUUGAUGCUGCACUUGGCCAGAUCACCGCAAAUUACAAGCGAAACGCUGAAAAAUCUGAAAUUUAUUGGAACUGGCGCGGCGCCAAUUACAGGACAAACACUGGACGAGGUUGUUUUAAAAACGCAAAUCAAUGGGACAAUUGUGAAAAAUGGAUUCGGAAUGACGGAAACGGCGGGAAUGAUUUCAAUAAUGACAGACUCGAUCAAAGUGGGGCAGAAAGCGAUUUCGAUCGGAACAAUUAGUUCAAACGCGGAGGUGAAAAUCGUGGGCGAAAAUGACGAAACGUUGCCUUUGGGCGAAGAAGGCGAAUUGUGGAUUCGCGGACCGCAAGUCAUGAAAGGCUACUUGGACAACAAAGAGGCGACAAAGGAGAUCCUCACCGAGGAUGGGUGGCUGAAAACGGGGGACGUGGCAAGACUGGACGAGCACGGGGCCAUUUACAUCGUGGACAGGCUCAAGGACAUCAUCAAAGUCAAAGGAUUUCAGGUGUCACCGACCGAACUGGAGGACAUAAUAGUAAAAAUGGAAGGUGUGGCCGAUGUAGCGGUUGUCGGGGUGUCCAUCGGUGAGGACGAGGGUCCAAAAGCGUGCGUCGUGAAGAAAAAAGACUCGAAUAUCAGCGCCGAAGACGUCAUUUCGUAUCUGGACGCGAAAGUUGCAAAGUUCAAGAGACUCACGGGGGGAGUUCAGUUCGUGGAUCAAAUUCCAAGAAGUGCCGCUGGAAAAAUACUGAAAAAAGAUAUUUCAGUUGCUAUGUAAAUUAAUUUGAUUAUUUUAAUAAUAAAAAGUUAUCAAUAUAAGGAAAA